AUGAACGGCUCCAGAGGCCAGUACCAAUCGCCCCCAGGCGGAAUGAGCAGGCAGCAGCAGCAGCAGCAGCCACAAACACCAGGCGGCGGCGGGGGCACGAUGUUCUACAACGUGGGUAUGCAGCUGUCUGGUGAGAUGGUAAACCAGCUGACGGUCGAGCACGCCAACGAGACCCACGGGCUGUACGAGCAGAUUGUUGCUCUCCGGACCGAGCUAUCCCGGACUAUGGAGCUGAUGCAGGGCUUUGUGAACAGGGAGAAGGCGCUCCACGAGAUGGUGGACCAGCUUCAGAGCGCUUUCGCAGGCGCAACUCAGGGCGUGAUGGACGCGCACGGCCAGUUCCACGCUAUGUCGAAGGAUGGCUCGAUGAAGCCGCCCGAUCCUGUCGCCGACGCCCAGGCGGAGCUGCAGAGGAUCAAGCAGAUCCUCUCGACGCCCGCGAUCCCGGCCCCGGAUGUGCCGCCACACUUGCAGCAGCUCGUCCGCUGA
Molecule: messenger RNA, 489 nt
Organism: Prorocentrum cordatum
Lineage: Eukaryota; Dinophyceae; Prorocentrales; Prorocentraceae
Source: the annotation of a GenBank genome assembly